GGCCCGCCGGGAGGAGCGGCCCCGCCAGCUCCGGCCAUGGCGCCACCGCCCGCAGCGCUCUGCCUGUUCGACGUGGAUGGCACCCUCACGGCCCCGCGGCAGAAAAUCUCGGCGGAGAUGGCGGCGUUCGUGCAGCGGCUGCGGCAGAAGGUGAAGGUGGGAGUGGUGGGCGGCUCGGACUUGGCCAAGAUCCGCGAGCAGCUGGGAGAGGACGUGAUUGAAAAAUAUGACUAUGUGUUCCCAGAAAACGGCCUGGUAGCAUACAAAGAUGGGAAGUUCUUGAGCAAGCAGAGCAUUCAGGGCCACCUGGGUGAGGACAUCCUUCAAGAUAUCAUCAACUACUGCCUGAGUUACAUUGCAAAGAUUAAACUGCCAAAGAAGAGAGGCACCUUCAUUGAGUUCCGAAACGGGAUGUUAAAUGUGUCCCCCAUUGGAAGAAGCUGCAGCCAGGAAGAAAGACUUGAGUUCUAUGAAUUUGAUAAAAAGGAGCAUAUAAGAGAGAAAUUUGUAGCUGAUCUACAAAGAGAAUUUGCAGGCAAAGGCCUCACAUUUUCUAUAGGAGGGCAGAUAAGCAUCGAUGUGUUCCCCAAUGGCUGGGAUAAAAGGUACUGCUUAGGAAUUGUUGGCAAGGAUGGAUACAAGACUAUUUAUUUCUUUGGAGACAAGACCAUGCCAGGAGGGAAUGACUAUGAAAUUUUCACAGACUCCAGAACAGAAGGCCACAGUGUCACAUCCCCACAGGAUACAAGGAGAAUCUGUGAAGAGCUGUUUUUUAAAUAAAAGACUUGAAGAAUUCACACUUCCAAGACGGUUAAAACUUGAAACAUCAUCUUCCUUCUGUAUUGCUUUUUUGUAAUUGGUCAGGAAUAGCAGGUGCUUUGCAGGUCAGUCAUUAGUGAAGGGAAAUAUUUUAAUUGAAGACCCCUUGCUGACUGGGGGAGCACAGCAGAGCUCAUUUAACACCAUCCUUUCAGUUUCCAUUCACAUAAAUUGUUUUCUUUUUACUUGAUUGUGGGGUUUGGGUUGGGUUAUAUUUUGCUUUUUAAGAUACCUGUAAACUUCCUUAACUAAUUAAUUAUAAUUUAGGGAGGGAAGGAGAAGCAUAAUCUGCCUCUAGUUGAUUCACAGUCUCAAAAUUUGCCUCCAAGGCUUAAUCCCUGGUUUUUUAUCUUGAGGCUGUUUUUUAAAAGAUGCAGUUGUUUGUUUUAAAUACUUACCUUGUGCUAAAUUAAUUAACUUGAAUUAUAAGACAAGUUGGCAUUUUCUUGUCUAAAACUGGAAGAUGAGUAGAAGGGAAAGGUUUUAUUUCUUCCUUGGGUUGGGAAGAUGGUACUGAACCAGAAGUCCCUGACUGUCAUCCCUGGGGAAUGCUGGACCAGCUGGUGCCAAAGUUCCCUCCUUGGGGAGGGAUGGAUGUGGUGCCAAGGCACAGUCAGGUCAUGGUACCUACACCCUUUGCAUACCAAAUCUAAAAAAAAUCAUUUGUAAAAAUUAUUUAAAAUAACUUCAGCACAUUAGGAAAAUAGAUUUCUGUCACUUUGUGAUCAUUUUCUGAGAUUCCUGGUUAAGGGUAGGUGAGAUUUUUUGCACUACUAAAAUUACCAAAUUAUGUUUGUAUGAAAAUUCAAGUCAAUGCCUGACACUCUGUAACUGUUAAUAAUACUUUUCUCACCUGGUAUUAGGAAAGUAAUCUUGAGGAUGAACGGUUUGAUUUACUAAAGGAGAAUAAAAUCUGAUUUUAUCAUGAAAAAAUACUGUUUCAGUUUUUCAUCUUGGUAAAUAAAAUACUUAAAGCAAA
Parus major (Great Tit) is the source of this 1798-nucleotide messenger RNA. It is a transcript of the gene PMM2, whose product is annotated as phosphomannomutase 2. Lineage: Eukaryota; Metazoa; Chordata; Aves; Passeriformes; Paridae. Gene Ontology annotation, biological process: mannose metabolic process; GDP-mannose biosynthetic process; protein N-linked glycosylation. Gene Ontology annotation, cellular component: cytosol. The transcript has 8 exons. Gene Ontology annotation, molecular function: phosphomannomutase activity. The coding region runs from base 37 to 780 and encodes 247 amino acids. The record is from RefSeq and is a predicted model, not a curated record.